Molecule: messenger RNA, 3388 nt
Organism: Carassius gibelio (silver crucian carp)
Lineage: Eukaryota; Metazoa; Chordata; Actinopteri; Cypriniformes; Cyprinidae
Exons: 2
Coding region: 1011-2564 (517 amino acids)
Molecular function (GO): zinc ion binding
Source: RefSeq, a predicted model, not a curated record
AAUGCAAACACAUCCAAUAAUAUGGCCCCAUCCCUGUCACUUGAUUGACAGGUUUCCAUGUAGACGUUGAAAAUUCAAAUGCAAAAGGAAUUGCGAUUCCAUUUGAGUUUUGGCAGUUUACAUGUGCAGUGCAGAGAGAGUGUAAAGGCUAAUGUGGUAAUUAAUAUUGCUAUUUAAAUAUGACAGGCUCAUAGCUCAUAAGAUAUUACAAGCAAUUGCAAAUUGACUUUGCAUUUCCUUUUUAAAUUUGGCAGACACUGUGCAUUCGCUUAAACGGAAAUGCAAAUGGUAAUGCGCGAUUUGCGUUUGGAUUAAUCACAUUUUAUGCGUUCACAAAUUGUAAAAAAUACAACAUGCAAUUCCUUUUGAAUAAUGUCCGGAAUAUCAUUCCAUAGAACGUUGAAGGCGAACGUAAAUGAGAUAUACAGCUCUCUGCUUGCAGCGCGUCAGUCACGCUCAUCAGGAAAGUGAGUGAAACACACACACAAACACACAUAAUAAUCUAAUUAAUUGUAUAGUUCCCCAGAAACAAUUAGAAUUCUGUCAUCACUCACCCUUAAGAUGCUCCAGUCCAAAGCAUCUAAUGCUAUCGCUCAUCUUCGAAAAAGUGGAGAUAUUUGAAUGAAAUAUUUCUGAGAGAUUUAUUUCCCGAUGAUUCACCAAUGAUGUUCAAGCGCGGUAAAGUUAGUUUUAGGUUUGAUAUUCACUGGAUAUUCGCCUAGACUUGCUUUAGGGACCGUCUGCAAAUUAACUUUUCAGUACAAAACGAAGUCCAAUAAUUAAUACAAAUUAUGUUUCCAAUGCCACAGUAAAUGCCUCGUGGGCAAACUGACAGAAAAUAUUUAAUCUAGUAUUAUUCUAUAGUAUUAUUGAAGUAAUAUCUCCCUUACUGCAUGUAGAGUACACACAAGCUAUUUUUUUAAAAUCUAUAGACAAGUUUCCCGGCCACUUCCGGUUUACUUCCUGUUUCUGCCAAGAAUUUCCGGUGCGGGCUGAGUAGUGGUGCAAAAAUGGCGUUGGAAUGGCAACAUUCGACCGAAAAGCUUGUUAAAAAUGGUGUUUUGACUAUUCCACAUCCAAGUAAGGUAACAUCAUGGGCGGACAACAUGUCGAUAUGGCCCAGCAUAACAACAUCCAAGAUAUUUUCUUAUUUUAUUGAUUCCAUGGCGGUAGAUGGGAAUGCAAUUAAUAACCUGAAAAGCUCUGAGGCGUUUCAGUAUCUCCAUUCAGACAAAGUUGGCUGUGUACUUUUACACGAUAUGGGCAGUUUAAUUUACCUAAAGGCCGAUGUUCAACCAAGCCAGUCCGUUAACAAUUCAGCACAUAACGCCUGGGUUUUAGUUACCAAGACGGGAGAUGUGGAGACUGCAGGCUGUACCUGUAUCGCCGGACCCGGACGUUCCUGUAGCCAUUCAGCCGCCGUGCUUUGGAAGGUAGAAAAUGCUGUGAGGCAAGGGAAGACAGGGCUUGCCUGCACUGAUAUGCAGAAUUGCUGGAAUGCCGGGACAAAAAGCAAUACUGGGCAGCAAAAAAUCAGAGAUGUGUCUUUCCGAAGACACAGCAGAAAUAACCUAUACCAACCAGCAUCACAGGCAUCCUCCUCCAGCAUAGUUUCUACACCUAGUCGCAAGGUAAAAGUCCAUGAGACACUGGAAGAAUGGCAAAAUUACUGUCUCUCCACACCAAUAGCGGCACUUUUCACUGCACCUGGCAGUGGACUAAUGCAGCUCACUUUUAACACCAGCCUCCCUGCUCAGUCUGCCGAGACAUCAAAAGCUCCACUGCCCCUACAUCAUGGUGAUCACAACACACAACUGGAAUGUGAGAAAUGUAGGGCAUUCUACACCACAUACAUUGACAUGACCACAACCCAAUUUAUGUACAUUGAGCAGCACACAAAAGAACAGAGCAGGGAACAACUGUGGCAUGACAUGCGACGGGUACGGAUAACAGCAAGCACAGCCAAGAAUGUGCCAGUUCGGGCUACCACAGCACCAGACAAAUUCUUGUCUGAACACCUCCAUCCUACCUUUCCAGGUAACGCAGCAACCCGGCAAGGAGCAGAGGGUGAAGAGCACGCCAGUGAAUACCUGCAAGACCAAGGUCAUGACAUCGAUGUGAAAGGUUUGGUGGUUUGCCCGAGUGAGCCAUGGCUUGCUGUGAGUCCGGAUGGUGUCAUGAACAGAGACACACUACUGGAGAUCAAGUGCCCUGUCUUAGUCAAAAACCAGUCCCUUACUGAAGCACUUGCUGCUAAAAGCAGUGAGAUCAAACGUAUGCCCACAGGGGAAUGCCAUCUGUCCUUCAAUGGGCCAAAGGGACAUUACAUGCAGGUGCAACUGGGCAUGCACUGCACAGGGCUACGGCAAGCCUUGUUGGUGAUUUGGAGUAACACUGAAUGUCUGCAGCUCAACGUGCUCUACGACCAAACCUUUGUUGAGGGACAUAUCUCAAGGCUACACUCCUUCUAUUUCACCCACAUGUUGCCAAAAGUUGUCGAUGACUUCGAUGAUGGAAGGCUGGAGUUGUGUUCCAGAUACAUGGAUGUUGUAAAAUCAGCAUGACCUGCUUAUGUGUACUGGGGUGAUUAGUCAUUCAUUUUUUAACCCCUUGUCCCCUGUUGUCACAAAUUUGUGACAAAUCCUUUCUAGCUUUUAUUUAUUUUUAUCAAACUGAUUUAUUUUCUUUUACUUACUCUUAUUUAUUUUUAUAUCAGUCACUUAUUUCUUUAUUUAUUGAUUUUAUUUAUUUAAUAUUUUAUUCCAGUCUUUUUCUUUUUGUGAUAGUGUGAGAUUUUUUUCCUGUAUUUACUUUGUUUUUAUUUAAUUAUUUUAAAAAAAUCAUCCAUUAAGGAGUUAAUGAAAUUGUCCCUUUGUUAUGGAAUAGGAUCAAUAAAAAUGAAUUCAUUUCUUCUCAAAUCAAUUUUUUUAUUGUCAUGUGUCAAUAUUUACAAUACAAGAAAAAGAAUAGCACUCACAUGUUUUUCUUAGUUAAAACUCUGUUUUGUCUUAUCAAAAAUCACAACACCAGAAAGGGAACAAUAACAAUAAAUGUACACAGGUUUUUCUAGCUGAAAUUAUUUAUAUUUAUAUAUAUAUAUAUAUAUAUAUAUAUAUAUAUAUAUAUAUAUAUACAUACAUAAAAUAAAGGAAUAUGUACAAUUUAAAAAAAAAAAAACAACUGCAGGUAACCCAGGUUUUGAUUUUCAUAGGGACUUAAACCUCAUGUGAAAAAGAAUAGCACUCACAAGUUUUUCUUAGUUGAAACUUUGUUUUGUCUUAUCAAUAAUCACAACACCAGAAAGGGAACAAUACAUUUACACAGGUUUUUCUAGCUGAAAGUAUAUAUAUAUAAAAUAAAAAAGGAAUAUGUACAAAAAAAAAAAAAA